AAAAAUUACACGUAGUUGGAAAAACCAUCCAUUGUUAUCCAUUGUUGACGGUGAAAAAUGGACAGGAAGAUAGAACAAAAGGACAUAAAAAUUGCCUCUAAAACUGAAGAUUUUACAUUAAAACUCCGUUUAUUUGGCCAUGGUCAUGACGAUUGGACAGACCGAUUCAACAACACUAUCGUUCCCUUCUUUCUGAUUGUGUUCGCAGUAUUUACAGGGGCCGAGCACCACCUCUCAGGCCCCCCGAUCCACUGCUGGUGUCCGGCGGAAUUUACCGACUGGUAUGUCGAAUACGUGAACUAUCUCUGCUGGAUCCGGAAUACGUAUUAUUCACCACUGAACCACCCGAUCACAGAAGAAGCUCGGGAAAAUGAGAUUGUGUAUUACCAAUGGGUUCCGAUCAUGUUGGUCAUCAUGGCCCUUCUUUUUAAGAUUCCUAGCAUUCUCUGGAGGCUUUUUCACAAAAGUUCUGGAAUUCAGUUGGAUAUGAUUUCUCAAAGGGCAGCUGAUACCCAAACUAUGAGCUGGGACGAACGUAACAAAACCGUAAAAAAUAUAGCACACAUCUUUCAAAGAUGGGAGAGGAUUCGCAUUUCUCUGAAUAAAAAACCUAUGUUUCUAGAGAGAUUGACGUCAAAACGGUCAGGGAAUUACCUUGCUAGCCUUUAUAUCAUAAAGAAAUGUCUUUACUGUGCAAAUGCAAUUGGACAAUUUUUCCUACUAGACGAAUUUUUGGGACACGAUUUUUACCUUCAAUAUGGUCGGGAUAUUUUUGAUGAUACUGUUAGAAAUGGCACUGUGAGUUUAGCGCGUUUUCCAAGAGUAACAAUGUGUGAUGUACACAUACGCCAACUUCAGAACUUGCUGCGUUGGACCGUACAAUGUGUACUACCUCUGAAUAUGUAUAACGAGAAAAUCUUUGUGUUCCUGUGGUUCCUUUGUGGUGUGGUCUCCUUUCUGACUUGCACAAGUCUUUUGAUUUGGAUAUGGCGCCUCGCGAUACCUCGAAACAGGAUUGCCUACAUCAAGAAGUUUCUAGUAAAUUGUGAAGGGAACAGUAAAGAUCCACGAAAUGAUAAACACAUCCAAAGUUUUAUUCAGAAGGAACUUCGUCUGGACGGAAUAUUUGCUUUGUGGAUGAUGGAGCGGAAUACAGGAGGGGUGUUUGUAAAUGAUUUGGUUAAAGAACUGUGGAAUAUGUAUGAUAAGUAAAAUGACAAGAAAAAACGCUCAUAAAAAAACAUUGUAUAUAUUAUAUUUUUGCAUUGCAUGCAAACAUGAACAAAUUUUAUAUCAGCUUUCUAUAGAAAGACAGAAAAUUGUUUGAUUAUUGUAUCAUUGGUUUUACUUUUCUGAAUGAAAGUGCUUGAAUUCAAUUCGCUAAAAUAAUCCUCCGCGGAGAGAGAUGAGGGUGGUUAUUGCUUAUAACAGGACAGUCAUUCUU
Saccostrea cuccullata (small rock oyster) is the source of this 1444-nucleotide messenger RNA. RefSeq names its product innexin unc-9-like. Lineage: Eukaryota; Metazoa; Mollusca; Bivalvia; Ostreida; Ostreidae. The transcript has a single exon. The record is from RefSeq and is a predicted model, not a curated record. The coding region runs from base 58 to 1212 and encodes 384 amino acids.